This is a messenger RNA of Spathaspora passalidarum NRRL Y-27907, 1630 nucleotides long. RefSeq names its product globin. Gene Ontology annotation, molecular function: oxygen binding; FAD binding; nitric oxide dioxygenase [NAD(P)H] activity. Gene Ontology annotation, biological process: nitric oxide catabolic process; cellular response to nitrosative stress. The transcript has a single exon. Lineage: Eukaryota; Fungi; Ascomycota; Pichiomycetes; Serinales; Debaryomycetaceae. The coding region runs from base 347 to 1573 and encodes 408 amino acids. The record is from RefSeq and is a predicted model, not a curated record. Gene Ontology annotation, cellular component: intracellular anatomical structure.
UAGUCUGCAUAAAUUCCAAAAAUCGUCUGAUUUUUCUUGAGCUUCUACUUCUGGCUAUACUAUCGUAUCAUUUCCAAUUUACGAAUAGAACGUCACCCCGUCAUCUAGCACAUAAGCUUUUGCAACCACAAACAAAUACCAGUGCUAUUUAGUGUUACACAUUCUUGCCCAAACUCCAAACUAGGAAUAUAUACCAAGAAUUUUCGAAACCCUAAAAACCAAGUAGCGCCUAAGAAAAUCAAAGUUAUAGUUCCGCUAACAAAACCACAUUCCGUAUCGUCAAAAUUAAUUUCCCGAGAUUAAAGAAUAAUUGCAAUUCGCCCAUUUCCAAGAAUAUUUUUUUUUAAUGUAUGGUAUGAUGUCGUUCGCUGCAGCUCCAACUUACACUUCUUUGCUCCAAAAAGAAAGGAAAAAUCUUUCUUUUAAAACGAGUUUAAAUUCCGGAGCCAAUGCCCACGAUUCUGAUAACAAUUCUCUCAAAACUUCUGUUACUAAUAGCACCCUUACUGGAUUUGACCUUGAAUCAACCAAUAAUUCGUUUGAUGAGUUUGUUACAAAAGUUAACUUAGAAACCAGAAACAUUCACAACAACUACUCAUUGACCAAAAUGGAUACUAGACAAUCGCAAGAUGGACCCGCAACUCAAUAUAGGGUUAGUUUAAGUUUAACCAAACCGGAAAUUGAACUCAUCAGAUACACUUGGAAUAAAAUGUUAUUGGAUGAUGAAGAUACAACUCCAAGACCACCAAGUAGAUCAACCAGUCCAGGUAUCCCUGGUGGAUAUCCUGGAGACGAGACUCUUACACGUGAUACCCAAAGCUCCAACUCCAGUACUGCCAAAAUGAUAAAAGCGCAAUCGUCUGCCAUCGCCACAAGUUUGUUUUGUCGUCAAUUUUACGCCAACUUGUUAUCACAUGAACCUGCAUUAGAGAAAAUGUUUCCAUCCAUCAAGCAUCAAGCCGUCAGUUUUGCUGCAGUCUUGUCUUUGGCAGUCAUGCAAUUGGAAAAUUUGUCAAGCUUGGAAGAUUAUCUUUUUAAAUUAGGUAAGAGACAUACUAGAAUCUUGAACAUCGAACCUGUGCAUUAUGAGUUAAUGGGUGAAGCAUUAAUUCAAACUUUCCAUGAAAGAUUCGGAUUUAAGUUUAAUCAAGAAUUGGAAAUUUUAUGGAUUAAAGUCUAUCUUUAUUUGGCCAAUAGUAUAUUACAAUUUGGUAUUGACCCAGUGAUGCAAUAUAAUGAAACUCCCAAUCCUAACCUGCUUGCCGCACCAUCAUUCACCCCAUCUAGAAGAAAUAGUAUGGUUGAUGAAAUCGCUUCAACAUUUGAUGAUACCAAAUCAAUGAGCACUCAAACUACAUCAUUGUCAACUCAUAUAACUGGAAUGUUCAAGAGUCAUAAAAAUAACGGACAUGAUUCAAAACCGGUUCUGCCAGUAGAUCCACUUCCUUAUAAUUCCAUGAUUCCAUCAAUUUCUCGACAUGGAUCACAGCCUCAAAUUCGGGCUGCACCUCCACCACCUCCACAAAUCAAGAAGAUGCCAAAGAAAAGAAAGAGGGAUUGUGUUAUUAUGUAGAUAAAUGUUUUACGUGUAUUAUGUUGUAUAGUAUAAUGUAUCAUCGUAUUUGGGUUC